CUCGGCGUAAUUGUGCACGCGAUGGCAGGCAAGAAAGCAGCGCGCAAGGCGCCCAAGGUCACGAAAAAGCCCGUACCGGAGCCAGAGAGCAGCGACGAGGAAGAGGUGACGGCGUCGGCGAGCUUCUUCGUCGGCGAUGACGACAGCAGCAGCAGCGACGGCGGCGAGGCCGGCGGCGGCGACGACGACGCGAUGAUGGACGACGACGCGUCGUCGGACGAGGAGGAGGCGCCGGCGGCGCUCGAGCAGCCCAAGGAGAAGAAGCGCGUGGCCUUCGCGGAGCCCGCGGCGCCCGCGGCGGCGCCCGCCGAGGCGGCGGACGAGGACGACGACGACGAGGAGGAGGAGGUGGACUGGGCGACGCUCUGCGAGAACGUGCGCCUGGACCGGCGGCUCGCGCGGGCCGUCGCGGAGCUGAACUGGGCGCGGCCGUCGCUCAUCCAGCAGGCCGCGCUGCCGGUGGCGGCGACCGGCCGCGACCUGCUCAUCCGCGCGCGCACGGGCAGCGGCAAGACGGCGUGCUACGCGCUGCCGAUCCUCGACCUCAUCCUGAAGAAGAAGGCGGAGACGCUCGAGGGCCGGCGCGAGUACGGCGGCGUGCUCGCGGUCGUCCUCGUGCCGACGCGGGAGUUGGUCGCGCAGGCCGCGACCCAGCUCCGCGAGCUCGCGGCCUACUGCCGCGACGACGUCGCCAUCGUCGCGCUGCGGGGCGAGAGCGCCGCCGAGGACGCGGCCCAGGUGCGGAGCGGCAACGCGGACGUCGUCGCGGGCACGCCCGCGGCCGUCAGGGACGCCGUCGAGCGCGCGCGCGCGCACGACGACCACCCGCUCCUGCGGCUCCGGAGGACCUGCCGCGCCUACGCCGUCGACGAGGCCGAUCUGGUGUUAUCGUUUGGCUACGACGAGGACGUCGCGUUCGUCGCGCGGGAGCUCGGCGUCGCGGGCGACGACGCCGCGGACCGCGCGGACCGGCCCCAGGGCUUCCUGCUGUCCGCGACGCUCGGCGACGACGUGCUCAAGCUCAAGAAGCUCGCCCUGAAGGGCGCGGCGACGGUCAAGCUCGACGAGCGCGCGGGCGUCUUCGGCGGCGACCGCGACGACGAGGCGCAGCUCGCGCAGUACUACGUGCCCGUCGCCAAGGGCGACAAGUACCUGGUGACCUACGUCAUGCUCAAGCUCGCGCUCUUGGAGGGCCGGGGCGUGUUGUUCGUGAAUUCCGUGGACGCCUGCUACAAGCUGAAGCUCUUCCUCGACCUGUUUUCGAUCCGGUGCCUGGUGCUGAACGCGGAGCUGCCGCUGGCGUCGCGGCUCCACGCCAUCGAGUCCUACAACCGGGGGCUCUACGACAUCCUCGUGGCGACGGACGCGUCCGUCGAGGCGACGGACGCGCCGGAGAAGCGGAAGCGCGGCCAGAAAAAGGCCACCAAGGCGCCGAAGAAGUCGAAGGACGCCUUCGGCGUCGCCCGGGGCAUCGAUUUCCGGGACGUCAAGUGGGUGCUGAACGUGGACGUGCCCGCGACGCCGGAGUCUUAUACGCACCGCGUCGGCCGCACCGCGCGCGCGGGCGCGCGCGGCACGGCGCUGAGCCUCGUCCCGCCCAUGAAGCUCGCGUCGCUCGCGGCGGGCGGCGCGUGCGCGGUGCUCGCGGCGCUCGACGUCGACGAGGCCGCGGCGCUCGGCGCGGGCGCGCACGUGCCCCAGCCGGCGCGCCUGGCCUUCGACGGCGGCGCCUGCGAGCCCUUCCGCUACCGCGUCUCCGACGUGCAGCGCGGCGUCACGGCCGCGUCCGUCCGCGACGCGCGCGCGGCCGAGCUCCGGAAGGAGAUGCUCGACAGCGAGGCGCUCAAGGCCCACUUCUCCGACAACCCCGACGACCUCGCUGUGCUCCAGCAGACCAAGGCCGAGCACCACGUGCGCCGGGACCUCCUCGCGGCGACGAUCAAGACCGUGCCGAGUUACCUCGUGCCCAAGGCCCUCGCCGCCGCGGGCGCGAAGCCGAAGCAGUCCUUCAAGCGCAAGAAGCGCUCCGAGAAGCGGUCCGGGGCGAAGCGCCAGCGCGGCGACGGCGCCGACGAGACGCGCCGCACGGACAACGACCCCCUCCAGUCCUUCGACGCGUCGGGCCUCGACGCCAAGGAGCCGCCGCGCGUCUUCGACUCGGGCGACCCGGAGCUCGACAAGAACGAGUCGACGUCGUCGCGCCGCGCGUGGCAGAAGAAGCACGGCAAGGGCGAGUUCGCCAAGAAGGCGCCCAAGCGCCUCAAGAAGUUCGCCAAGGACGCGGGCUUCCGCCAGAAGAAGUUCUGAGGCGAAGCUAAGGUCCUUUUCUCUG
Messenger RNA from Aureococcus anophagefferens, 2332 nucleotides. RefSeq lists its product as hypothetical. The transcript has 4 exons. Gene Ontology annotation, cellular component: nucleolus. Lineage: Eukaryota; Pelagophyceae; Pelagomonadales; Pelagomonadaceae. The record is from RefSeq and is a predicted model, not a curated record. Bases 22 to 2307 code for a protein of 761 amino acids. Gene Ontology annotation, molecular function: ATP binding; nucleic acid binding.